CAACCAAACGUCCAACAUGGCGGUUGGUCAGAAUCUAGCUUUGUAAUAAGAGUCUUGUAUUUCAGUUGAGAAACCACCGUGGCGAAAGGUUUCACGGGACCGUCGCUUAGUUUACGGCUGUUAUUUUUCUCCACAGAGCAUCACAUUCAGGUCGGCGGUUUGAUUCUUCUUCUGUUCUGUGGUCGAGCUCAGACGCGCCGAGAUGCCUGGAAAACACAGCGACGGCUUCAAAACAGGAGACCUGGUGUUCGCCAAGAUGAAGGGCUUUCCUCACUGGCCAGCCAGGGUCUGUAAGUCAGACAACGGAUACAAGAAGCGAGUCCCCGUCUUUUUCUUCGGGACCCAUCAGAUAGGUAACCUCCCCCCUGAGAAUGUCAUCCCUUACGUCGGCAACAAGAUGAAGUACGGCAGUGGCGUUCGCAUCAAAGGCUUCACUGAGGGAAUGUGGGAGAUCCAGAACACGCCGGGAGUCGGGAGUAAACUCAAAUUACCGGGAAAAACCAACGCACAGACGACACCUGCAAAAACUACACCCACAAAACCAACUUCCGCCAAGAAAACUACACCUUCAAAAUCAACACCCACUAAAGCGACUUUUGCCAGCACGUCGGCUCCCGAUGAACCGGCUCCUGAGCGGGCGGUUGGUAAACGAAGACGUCCUCAGACUGAAGCUGCGCGUCAGAGUGAACCCGUAGCUAAAACUCAGACGCGAGCGUCGCUAAGAUCCGCCCAUGAGAAAACGCCCGAGUCCGGACCGGCUCCUGAAAGGACAACGAGAAACACGCGGUCCAAGACGGACGAGACGGCGAGCAGUGGGCCACCCGCUGGAGGGAGGAGUCAAGACACCGCGGCAGGAGAAGAACAGGAAGCUGUUGCUCAGCAGGGGGCGCCUCCGAGUCCAGCCGUGACGCCUUCGGCUGAAAUGAAACUGAAGACGACGACGGAACUAAAGGCUGGGUCAAAGCAAACGUCCAAGAACGAAGAGGAAGAGGAGGAGGAGAGGAUGUCAGCGGAGAGUCGAGGCCUCACGAGGAGGAGGAGGAGGAGAGAGGAGGAGCAAAAGAAAACCGACGGGGAAAAGACGUCCGAGAGUCGAGGAGCGAAAAGACGAGAAGAGAAAACGGUCAAAGAGACGUCAGAGGAAACUAAAGGAAUGAAGACGAGGAGAGCCGAUAACGAGGAGGACAAAGAGAAGACGUCAGUGGAGAGUCGAGGCGUCAAGAGGAGGAGAGAGGAGGAGCAAAAGAAAGAGGAGGAGGAGGAGGCAAAGACGUCCAAGAGCGAGGGGACUAAAAGAAAAGACGAGGAGACGAAAGCAAAACAAGGAACGAAAGACGAGGGCGAGUCGGAGGAAAGCAAAGUCAUGAUGACGAGGAGAGCUGAGAAAGAGGAGGAGAAACAAAAAGAGGAGAGGACGAGGGAGAGCGUUGGAACGAAGAGGACGAGGGAGAAGAUGGAAGCAGGCAAAAGUGAGAAAGAGGACGCGACGACGCCAGAGGAGCAGAAAGGGAUGAAGAGGAGGAGGGAGGAGAAGGAGGCUAAGAAGAAAGUCGUGGUGUGGGUGAAGGACGGAGGAGAGGAGGGAGGGAAAAAAGAGGUGAAGAAGACAGAGGAGGAGAAAGCUGGAGCGGGGAUGGUGCCAACAAAGAAAAGAGAUGUGGACAACAAGAAUGAAGAGAGGAAGAAGACGGACGACGAGAGAGGAGGAACUAAGAUGAAGGAUGCAGGAGAUGAGGGAAAGAAAAAAGACAGGACGAGGACAGAGGACAAGGAUGUGCUGAGGAGCAAACGCGAUGUCGAAGCAAAGGGAGACAAGAUGAAGAAGAGGACGGUGGCGGGGGAGAGUGGAGAGAAGUCGGGAAGAGGAGGGAUGAAGACGAGGAGAGGAGGAGACGAGGGAAGAGAGAGGAGACGAGGAUCUCAGGAUGAAGAGCAGCGACAGCGCCACCUGGCAGCCAAGAGGGAGAGCGUGCUGACGUCUCUGAGAGGUCUACUGAAGGAGGGCCGAGGAGCAAAGAGGAGGGAGGCGCUGAAGAGCAUGUUGAAAAGUGCAGACACAGCGAAGAAGAAGAAGAAGACUGUGGAGAUGAGAGGGACAGGAAGUCAGAGGAGCGGGAAAGAGACGUCCAGGAAGUCGCUGGCGGACGGGAAGAAGGCACUGAGGGAAGACCACGAUCGGAUGAAGAUGGUGAAGGAGAAGAGUAAAACAGACGAACAGAAGACGGAGGAGAAGAAAACGAGUGACGAAAUGCGGCAGCAGAAGGACGAAGAAAAGAAAGAGGAGAGGAAAAUAAUCGGAAAGAUCGUGAAAGCGACGGGUGGACAGGGACCAAAGGUUCAGAUGAAGACAAUGAUGGGAGGAGCGGUGGCGACAACGGCCACUGUGGAGGAGGAGAAGAGGAGGAAAGAGGAAAAUGUGAUGAGCAGAAAGAUGGAGGAGAAGAAGACGGUGGAGAAAGACAAGAAGACCGAAGAUAAACGGACGGAGAAAAGCACCGAGGACGAGAGGAAACUGGACGGAGCGACGGAAGACGAGAAGAAGAAGAGUCAGGAUGAGGGCGUGAAGGAGAAAAAGAAAGUUGAAGAUGGGAAGAACCGAGAAGAGCAAACGGAGAUGGAGAAAAAGAUGAGAGGACAGAAGAAGACGGAGAAAGAGAAGGACCUCGAAGGUAGAAAGACGGAGAAAAGCACCGAGGUCGAAAGGAAACCAGAAAGAGCGAAGGAAGACGAGAAGAAGAAGAGUCAGGAUGAGGGUGUGAAGGAGAAGAAGGAAGGAGAAGAUGAGAAGAACCGAGAAGAGCAAACGGAGGCGGAGAAGAGGACGAGAGGACAGAAGAAGACGGAGAAAGUGAAAAAUCCUGAAGAGAAAAAGACAGAAAAAGGCACAGAGGUCGAGAAGAAACCAGAGAGAGCGACGGAGGAGGAGGAGAAGAAAAGGAGUCAGGAUGAAGGCGAGAAAGAGAAGAAGAGUGGUGAGGAUGGGGAAAGUGAAACGGAGACGGAAAAGAAGACGAGGGGACAGAAGAAGACGACGGAGAAAGAGAAGAAUCUUGAAGAUAAAAAGACGGAAGAAAGCACAAAACCUAUCGAGGACAGAAAUGAGGAGGAAAAGAAGAGUCGGGAUGAAGGUGUGAGAGAAAAGAAGAGCGGCGAAGAUGAGAAGAAGAAAGAAGAGCAGCAGAGGAAGAGUGAGACAGAGACGGAAAAGAGGACGAGAGGACAGAAGAACAAGGACGAGAGGACUGAAAAAUCCGACGCGGAAUCGCACACGGAAGACGAGAAAACGGAAGAGACGACGACACGGAGUGUCAAGGCGGAGAGAGUGGAGACGUCGGAAAGAGACAGAGACGCUAAGCCUGCGGAGACGAGGGCGGAGUCACGGGAGACGAAGAGUCCGACGAAGAUAACGCUCACGGACUCGACGCUGCACAGGCUCCACGGGGACAUCAGGAUUUCCCUGAAGACGGACAAACCGGACAUCAGGAAGUGUCUGACGGCGCUGGAUCAGCUCAGCAUGGUCUACGUGACGUCGCAGCACGUCCAGAGACACAGCGAGCUCGUGGCCACGCUGAGAAAGAUGCGGUGCUACAGAGCCAGCCAGACCAUCAUGGACAAGGCGUCCAUGUUGUACAACCGCUUCAAAAAUGUCUACCUGGUGGGGGAGGGCGAGGAGGUGGUGAGCGCCACCUUCCUGCGAUCGCUGCUGGAGGACAACGAGCGGGAGGAGGCUCAGAGGGCGGAGCUCUGCCGCGACAAGCUGAAGAAGGCGGAGCUUCAGCAGGAAGUGAAGGAACCCUUGGGACAGCUGGAGGAGAAAGAAGGCGAUGAUAAAUGAGUGGACCCUGAAGUCCUAAUGUUCCGGAGCUCGGACUGAACCACUUCCCGGCUGAGGGGUGUUGAGCUCUGAAACUGUUGCCCCCCUACCCCCCACCCGGCUGCGACAACGAGAAUGUUCACAACCGUUUACCUCGAGACACACACACACACGCACAGAGCUGCUGUUUAUUUUACUUCACUUUCACUAUUGUUCUCAUGGUUUCACAAACAUUAACUUCACCGUAUGUGAUGUAAGCUAAGACUUAAGCUAAGCUAAUCGCUCACUUUGUCUUUAUAACAUUUGGACGAAUUGUACGUUUUAAAGCGUCCUCUUGUCCACGCGUUGACCUCAAAGUUGUAUCGUUAAACUUUCAUCACUAACCAAAGGUUACGAUAAUGUUACGUUUUAUUCUCAUCAUUGUACAAUAUUGACGUUUAACAAAAAGAAAAAAAUACACUUCACAACCACAACAUGCAUUAACUGCUCCCAGCAGGGGCUGAUGGGAAAUGUAGUUGUUUUACGUUUAAUUUUAAAUUGACAGGAACGUGAAACUGUUAAGUACAGGUUUUAUUCUGUUUGUUUUAAUCGUGACUCUGAGAAGUUUACAGUGAAUUUAUGUUUAGAUACUUUUCCCCUUCUUUUUUUUGAAAUGUGUAUAUAUGUAAUUUUUUUACUUCCAGAUAUGAAAAAUAAAAAAAAACAUUUGUACAAAAAUGACCUGGAUUAUUUGACUCGCACAAGAAUCAAGAAUUUUACACUAACACUUUCUGUUUGUUAAACUGUUCUUACACUUCUUGGUCAUGGCAAAGGCCUCAAAACUGCAAUUUUGAGGAAAAAUAAUGUUAAUAAUAAUAAUAAUAAUAAUAAUAAUACGGUGGAGAAAGACAAGAAACCCGAAGAUAAACGGACGGAGAAAAGCACCGAGGACGAGAGGAAACUGGACGGAGCGACGGAAGACGAGAAGAAGAAGAGUCAGGAUGAGGGCGUGAAGGA
This is a messenger RNA of Solea senegalensis (Senegalese sole), 4810 nucleotides long. Its product is annotated as hepatoma-derived growth factor-related protein 2-like. Gene Ontology annotation, cellular component: nucleus. Gene Ontology annotation, molecular function: double-stranded DNA binding; transcription coregulator activity. The record is from RefSeq and is a predicted model, not a curated record. NCBI's taxonomy places the organism in Eukaryota, Metazoa, Chordata, Actinopteri, Pleuronectiformes, Soleidae. Gene Ontology annotation, biological process: regulation of transcription by RNA polymerase II. The transcript is spliced from 13 exons. The coding region runs from base 203 to 3835 and encodes 1210 amino acids.